Rhipicephalus microplus (southern cattle tick) is the source of this 804-nucleotide messenger RNA. RefSeq lists its product as uncharacterized. The record is from RefSeq and is a predicted model, not a curated record. NCBI's taxonomy places the organism in Eukaryota, Metazoa, Arthropoda, Arachnida, Ixodida, Ixodidae.
AUGCUUCUUGUCGUCGUGGACUCUCACAGUAAAUGGAUUGAGGCCAUUCCCCUGGCUCACGCGACCUCGCGCAACACAGUCGAUGCCCUGCGAACGCUGUUCAGUAGAUUCGGUCUGCCACACACAGUAGUGUCUGAUAAUGGCACGCCAUUCACCGGAUGGGAGUUCAAGGAGUUCUUGCAACAGAACGGGGUAGUUCACGUGCGGGCAUCCCCGUACCAUCCACAGAGUAAUGGACUCGCCGAACGUGCGGUGCGAACCAUCAAAGACAGACUAAAGAAGUGUGGGGACGCAGACUUGUCAAGGGCGCUGGCUAGAACAUUGUGCCGCUAUAGAAACACGCCGCUUCCGUCCGGGCGCUCACCAUCAGAAAUGUUGUUGGGUUACCAGCUCCGCACCCGAUUAGACAUGUGUUUUCCUCCCAGGAGCCGAGCAACAGGGGAUGUCCACUCUGCUGACAGCGCCGAGUGGAACUUCGCACCGGGAGAUCCUGUGUACCUUCGCAAUUACGGCCGUGGUGACAAGUGGACACCUGGGAAGGUCCGGUCAACCUCUGGUGCACGCAUCGUGUCUGUCCACACGGAGAACGGGCUUGUUCACCGGCACAUGGACCAGCUCAGGCGGAGAAGCAUCGAAGAACCGUCGAGUCCAGAGGCUCUCACUAGUACCCAGAUAAGCCCGGACCCUCCAGUACAAGACUGCAAAGCUCCAACGGCUACUGGCCCCGGUCUUCCGGGCCACCCGCCCCCAGAGCUAAGACGUUCCACACGUAUCAAGAAGCCAGUGGAGCGUUAUGGAUUCUAA